Trematomus bernacchii (emerald rockcod) is the source of this 2609-nucleotide messenger RNA. RefSeq lists its product as uncharacterized. Bases 196 to 600 code for a protein of 134 amino acids. Gene Ontology annotation, molecular function: nitrite reductase [NAD(P)H] activity; 2 iron, 2 sulfur cluster binding. The record is from RefSeq and is a predicted model, not a curated record. Lineage: Eukaryota; Metazoa; Chordata; Actinopteri; Perciformes; Nototheniidae. The transcript is spliced from 3 exons.
UGUGACGGUGAGACGGCUCUCUGCAGCCCGGAUGGAGGAAGCUCAGUCCGCAUAGCUGACGGUCACACCGCUCGGCCUGGAGGUUAAUAUGACAUUUUUUCACCCAGCGAACUGCCAGAUGCAUUUCAACCGGCGUAAAAAAGCAGCUAUUUAGUAGCGCAAUUUAGAAACAACCGUUCAUUUCGCCGUGCUUUCAUGGCGUCUGGCUCCGGAGAUGAAGAGGGGAACACGGAAGGCGGUUCAUGGAGACUCAUAGGCCCGGUCGAAGGGCUCUCCAAGAAGCGCUGCCGCCUGAUGUACUGCUCCCUUGGCUUCAACUCUGAUGUCUGCCUCUUCUACGUGAAGGGGGAGUUUUUCGCCAUGGAUGCUCGCUGUGCACAUUCCGGCGGUCCUCUGUGUGAGGGGGACAUCGAGGAGGCUGACGGAGUCCUGCAGGUCUUCUGUCCCUGGCACGACUAUGACUUCAACCUCAGGACUGGGAAGUCUGGGACCUCUUUACAGCAACAAGUGUAUGAAGUCAAGCUGGAGGAUGGCAACGUGUACGUGAAACACGCCAAUCGUCUCUCCUUAGAGCCUUUUCCUGCGGAUCAGAAGAGUUGAAAAACCUCAGCCCUUUGUGAGGCCCGUCUAUUUGUAAUACUUGUUCCACAAACCCAAGCCAUCUGAAACAUUCCUGAGCCUUAUCUAUCAUGUUCACAGACGGUUUCUGCUUUGAUUGCUGUGAACUCAGGACAAUAUCAAGAGGAUUGUCUGAAGAGGACAUGACAUCAUGAAACUGAGAUAUACUUUCUGCUGUUCCAGGUAGAGAUUCAUCACAGAUACUGAGCAUGGAGCGCUCUAAGGUCACUGCAGACUUUUAUAAUACACCAGACCGUAGCAGAUAUAACUUCAAAACAGAAAGUUUACUUUUCAUAUGUAAUAUUACAUUUUUACUGCAUAACAACUAUUUUGCCUAUUGACCAGAUUUUGUAGGAUUCUUUAAGAUAAUCAUCUUAUUAUUUCUGAUUUAAAUGAUAUAGAGUAAUAUAGUUUUAAAGCCUAUGUCUUUGCAUUUGAGCUAAAACAUAAAACAUUUUUUAGCAAGCAAUUACUGCCCUGUUUUGCUCCCAAAUGUCCUUUCUUAUUUAAAUACAAAAGGACAAUUGACAACUAACUAUAAUUGCAAUGAGGGGAUGAAUUCGCAUGCAUCCAGAAAUAAUGAGUCUUGCUUUACAGUCAUGUUAGAGGUAAUAUGAUUUAUACAAAAUAUGCAAAAUGCAAUGAUAAUCUAGUGAUUUUUAAAUGCAGUUCAAGUGGACAAAAUGAAUAGUACAGAUGAGUAUGAAAUUAACAUCAAUGUCUUGGUUUAUAUGAGAAAAACACACGUAGAUUGUAAUUGUUAGUUGUAGUAUGUAAUUUUGAAGUCCUAAGUGACUGCCAGUCUAUUUCAAAAAGUAAUACAAGAGUUUCCACUAAUUACAGUGGAGUAAUUUGUAGAACCAUGUCAUGGUGGUAGUGUAAUGACGUUAAUAUCCAACUAAAAGAUCUUAUUGUUAUUACUACCAUUAAUUAUCUUCAAUGUCUUCAACAAGCAUUACCAGAGGCUUCAAACUCUUUAACUUGCAAGCGAUCAGUCACACUUGUUGAGAUGUGGCCUUUGCAUACAUUUAGACAUUUAUUCCAUUGAUGUCACCAAACAGAAAACUCCCUUUUAAUGAUUUGAUUUUGGACCGUUUUUUUAACCCGAAUAGAGUUCCAGCAAGUAAAACACACAUGAAGGGCACUGCAAUUACGUUUGAUGGCAGUCCCGGAGUUAAGACUUCUCACACAGCAAUUCUCUCCACUCCUGGCCUGUGCACAGACAGGUUCGUCUUGUUAUUGACGCAAUUGGACUCAAAAGAAACAGUUAAGGCGCCGCAGGAAGGUUCAUGACCUUAAAUGCACCAUUGACUCAAAAAUAAAUGUUUUUUCUAGCUUAAUGUGCGUGUGCACUGAUGCAUUUCUUACCCAGCGGUGAGGGCAGUCACUCACUGUGUUUUAUGUCAGCUCCAUUUUCUGGCAGAGGCACAGGGCCCAUCCUGAAGGUGUCAGAGGCAACACACACUUUCCCCCCUGCUGUGAUCCUUGCUGUGCAACUUUAUUACAGUAAUAAUUCCACUGGCUAAAAAUGUCUGUAGUGUGCAGGAGUGUUUUUUCUGUGUGCAUUAUAACUCAUCACCUGAAGGGUAAUAGACACACACAAUGGACAUGCAGCUAUUUUGAGUCAGUAGAAAAGUCGAAGUAAACAUUGUCAAGAUUCUGCACAGUACUUAUAUUCUGUGAGUACUACUAAGAAAACCAGCAUUACCAUAUGUUUCCUUAAAGUUAUUAUAUAUGCUGAGCUAAUUUGAAUGCAUUUAGUUUCUUAUGAGAAUUAUGUAUCUGGUUUAUAUGUAAAAAAUGUCUGCAGACUGCAUUGUUACUUUAGCCGCAUUUUAUUUCAACUACCUAUCACAUGCACUGUACUGUAAGCUUCUGUUGUUUCGUAUGUUUCAAACUAUAUUUAUUGUUGUGACUUUUGCAGAGCUCAGCAUUUCAUAUGUAUUGUUUAGAUCACAAAUUAAAUUAUUGUUUGUUUGCAUCACUGAAAA